Messenger RNA from Bradysia coprophila, 4462 nucleotides. It is a transcript of the gene Gprk1, whose product is annotated as G protein-coupled receptor kinase 1. Lineage: Eukaryota; Metazoa; Arthropoda; Insecta; Diptera; Sciaridae. Gene Ontology annotation, biological process: G protein-coupled receptor signaling pathway; regulation of signal transduction; protein phosphorylation. Gene Ontology annotation, molecular function: G protein-coupled receptor kinase activity; G protein-coupled receptor binding; ATP binding. The record is from RefSeq and is a predicted model, not a curated record.
AAAGUUCAGUGAUAUGUGGGUUUUCGAAAAGAACAAGUUGUGUGUAGUUAUUUUUUUGCGAAGUGUUUUUCACAAAUUUUAAUAAAUUGAGCGUUCCGCCCUACAUUCGAUGCACAAAAGAGUUCGUCGACUUACUUGAUCGUUGUCCCUGUUUACCAUAAUAAUCAUAGAAUUAUUGUCAAUUUCAAUUACAGACGAAUAUCUAACUAGAAAAUGUUAUGGAAAUUUAGUGUGAACAAUAUCUGAUUAGUUUUUGUAUGUUGCGAAUUUUCUAAUUCGUUAAGUUGAAUUGUGUUUAUUUAGUGUAAACUAAGUAGAUUUGCCAUAGUUUAUUUUUGUGGAAAUAAUAAAAAAAAAAAACAAAAUCUAAAAUGGCGGAUUUAGAGGCUGUCCUCGCUGAUGUAAGCUAUUUAAUGGCUAUGGAAAAAUCUAAAUGCACUCCAGCAGCCCGAGCAAGCAAGAAAAUAAUAUUGCCGGAUCCUAGUGUGCGGAGCGUUAUGCAAAAGUAUCUCGAAAAGGAGAAUGAAAUUAGCUUUGACAAAAUUUUCAACCAAAUAUUAGGAUAUUUAUUAUUUAAGGAUUUUUGCGAAAAUGUUUCCGAAGAACCAGUUCCACAUCUAAAAUUUUAUGAAGAGAUUAAAAGCUACGAGAAAACUGAAUGCCACGAUGAAAGGAGGAAAUUGGCUAGAGAAAUUUAUGAUAACUUUAUAAUGAAGGAAAUGCUAUCCCAUACACAUGAAUAUUCAAAAGAGGCAGUGGCACAUGUACAAAAGUAUCUUAUGAAAAACGAAGUUCCAGUAAAUUUAUUUGAACCGUAUAUAGAAGAAAUAUUCAAUCAUUUAAGGGGUGAACCAUUUCAAAAAUUUUUAGAAAGUGACAAAUUUACGCGAUUUUGCCAAUGGAAAAAUUUAGAGCUUAAUAUUCAGUUGACUAUGAACGACUUCAGUGUUCAUCGCAUUAUCGGUCGUGGUGGUUUUGGCGAAGUAUAUGGUUGUCGAAAAGCAGACACAGGCAAAAUGUACGCGAUGAAGUGCUUGGAUAAGAAACGUAUCAAAAUGAAACAAGGCGAAACUUUGGCACUCAACGAAAGGACAAUGCUCUCAUUAGUUAGCACUGGAACUGGUCCGUUUAUAGUAUGUAUGACGUAUGCAUUUCAUACACCCGACAAACUAUGUUUCAUACUCGAUUUGAUGAAUGGUGGCGAUUUGCAUUAUCAUUUAUCACAACAUGGUGUAUUUAAUGAAGCCGAGAUGAAAUUCUACGCUGCAGAAGUAAUAUUAGGAUUGGAUCAUAUGCAUCGUCGAUACAUUGUCUAUCGAGAUCUGAAGCCAGCCAAUAUAUUGCUAGACGAAAAUGGACACGUACGAAUAUCCGAUCUCGGUUUAGCAUGUGAUUAUUCUAAAAAGAAACCGCACGCGUCUGUUGGCACGCACGGUUAUAUGGCGCCCGAGGUGUUGUCCAAGGGAACGCCGUACGAUUCAAGUGCCGAUUGGUUUAGUUUUGGCUGUAUGUUAUACAAAUUGUUAAAAGGUCAUUCACCGUUCCGACAGCACAAAACCAAAGAUAAACACGAAAUCGAUCGCAUGACGUUGACAAUGAAUGUUGAGCUUCCAGAUUCGUUUAGCAAGGAGUUGAAGUGUUUGCUCGAAGGACUUUUAGUUCGAGAUGUGGAUAAACGAUUGGGUUGCAAAGGACGAGGAGCGGAAGAGAUUAAAGAACACAGCUUCUUUGCUGGUAUCGAUUGGCAUCAGGUGUACAUUCAAAAGUACACACCACCUCUAAUACCACCGCGAGGUGAAGUUAAUGCUGCUGAUGCAUUCGAUAUAGGUUCAUUUGACGAAGAAGACACCAAAGGUAUUAAGCUAACUGACGCUGAUGUAGAUAUGUAUAGAUUUUUCCCAUUGACAAUUUCGGAAAGAUGGCAACAGGAAGUAGCAGAAACUGUUUUUGAAACUGUGAAUUUAGAGGCUGACAAAUCUGAACAAAAAAGAAAAUCGAAACAAAAGCAACGUUUCGACGCUGACGAAAAAGACUCCGAUUGUAUAUUACAUGGAUACAUUAAAAAGCUAGGUGGUUCAUUCGCAUCAGUUUGGCAAACACGUUACGCUAAACUUUAUCCAAAUAGGUUAGAACUACAUACAGAGAGCAGUAAUGCCAAACCAGAACUGAUUUUCAUGGACCAAAUAGAGGAAGUUCCGGCUGAAUUUACACAAUUCAAGAACGAACAAUGUAUUCAAAUAAAGUUCCGAGAAAGUCUUCGAGCGGGCAACAGUAUCAUUCUUACAAAUCAGGACGAAAUAGGUUUAAAAGAAUGGGCUCUAUCGCUCCGAUCAGCACACAAACUAUCCCAAGAACUGUUGGGCUCAAUGGCCCGUAAGGCGGGCAAAAUAUACGGCACCGAACGUGAAGCUAUCAAAACAACCAUCAUCACCGGUGCCAGUGUUCAACAGAAAAGUACGAAUGGAAGCAACUAGCGGUUACUUUUACGAUCUCGGUCUUGUUUCAUCGAGCCGAGUCGUUUGAAGGAGCCACUAUCGAAAAUAUCUAAAUGCAAAGAUGCUUAAACAGUGAGCAUUUUUCAUGUUUCGUUUUUACUUGUUUUGUGUAGACACCGACCGAAUGAACGUUAAUACACGUUUUUGUUUAGAUGCAAAAUGAAAGAUAGAGAGAGAUAGUUGAAUACAACAACCUAUAUGAAUAAAGGAAGAAAACCCAGGGCAUGACAUUUGUCUGAAGUCGAUGCUGAGCGUUUUUAGGAAUGGUAAAGAAAAUUGAAGAAUUAAGAGAAAAUGAAGAGAUUUCAGUCUACAGCUGCAAAGUGUUCGUAUUGUGUAAUCAAUUUGUAAUCCAAAACUAUUUAUUUUCAACAAAAUUCAACAUAUUGAUCAGUUGUCGUGAUUUUAUUUUUCGUUUUAAUUAAAAUAAAAAUGGAAAAUUGGUUUAAAAUCUUUCAGUGAGACAUACAAAAAGAAGAACGAAAACAAUCAAACCAAAAAUAUAAGAUAUAAAAAAAACUAUUUGUACGUCGUAUAUGGCCUUAUAUAUACUUUUAUUUAUUAAAAAAAUGAAAAGAAAUGAUAUAAAUAAAGAACAUAAAUAAACAAACAAAAAAAAUGUUAAAUUAAAUGUACGUGUGUGACUAACAAAGUUAAAAACAAAUGGAAAAGCUAAAAGAACAUUUUAUGGAAAAUAUUUGCCAAAAGAUAAAAUAAAAAAAAUGAAAAUAUUGUAACUGUGGUAAUUAAUUUAAUUUAUUUUUACAUGUAAAUAAGUAAUCAUCGUUAGGUUUUUAAACAAAAAUAUUUAAAAAAAAAUACGAGAGGUUUGAACUCGUCGAACGGCUGACCUGUAUCCAUGAUUCGCUACUUUCGUACAAAUUCAUGUUGAUAAAAAAGUAAUUCCAUGAAACUAUUGAAAAUUGCCGAUGUAAAUGCUUCGUGUUACUCGUGUAUGUGGGAAUAUUAUUGAUCCGAGUCGAAGCAGAGAUCAAUAAUGACACAUAAAAAAGGUGACUUUCCAUUUUUAUCCCGAGUUAUGUCAAAACAAGGAACACUUUACGACCCUAGGGUUGUAAAAUGUGUAUUCUGUGAAAAUCAUUUAAAUCACGAAUAGCUACAAAUAAUCAAGAUGAUUCUUUCGUUUUUUUUUUAAUUUCCCAACAACAGAUAUAUCAAAGAACUUAAAUAACUGAUAGAAGGAGGAUAUUGUCCGAAAACUGAGAGUUCAACAUUUCUAGAGAUUUUUCAAAUGGGGAGAGACAAAUCGAUAUAUGCGGUGUGUUUUAACUAUGUAAGCUCAGCUACUAAGCUGCCUACAUUUUCAAAAUAUCAGAACAAAAAUUUAGCGCUUUUUACAAAUAUGCAGGCAACCUAGAUGGCUAAAACCGACUGCGUUACACCGAUUUAUCUCGCCAAAUGUCAAAAAUCUUGCGAUGUAUUGAUAAUUUUUUGUUCGAUAUCCUCCUUCCAUCAGCUAUUGCAAGGACUUCUUAGUUGUUUCUAUCUUCUUUUCGAAGUUUCCCUAUUUUUGUUUAAUUUCUCAAUCACAUACGAAUCAUAAAAGUCAUUGCAAGUUACUGAUAACCAUUAAAUGUAUCACCAAACAGUGUACAACACUGUUAAUCAUUAAGUGUGUUGUUCCACGUACAAAUCUUGCAUAAGCAGUGUGACGAGUUCUUACCCCCCAUAAAAAAAAAUUGAUGGAUAAAGAAAAACGAUAAAAUUAUCAACAAAAAUAGGAACAUUGAAUAAAUUAAUAGAAAAAACAAAAACAAAUAAAUUAACCAGAAAAAGAUUGCACUUUAAAUAAAUGCUGAACGUUGAGCACACGUCUCACUCAUUCCUACGUUAGACGUAAACUUCCCUUUCUUUUUCCUUUAGACACCACGAAUGAACCAGUUUUUAGUGCGUGUAACCUAAACAAGCAAAAUGUACAAUCGUCUCUGUAUCGAAUCGCCAUAAAA